This is a messenger RNA of Onychomys torridus (southern grasshopper mouse), 1216 nucleotides long. RefSeq names its product CD40 molecule (gene Cd40). The transcript has 9 exons. Gene Ontology annotation, biological process: positive regulation of transcription by RNA polymerase II; B cell activation; cellular response to interleukin-1. Bases 57 to 908 code for a protein of 283 amino acids. Gene Ontology annotation, cellular component: CD40 receptor complex; external side of plasma membrane. Gene Ontology annotation, molecular function: protein binding; signaling receptor activity; antigen binding. The record is from RefSeq and is a predicted model, not a curated record. NCBI's taxonomy places the organism in Eukaryota, Metazoa, Chordata, Mammalia, Rodentia, Cricetidae.
UUGGAGUUACUAGAGGCACCACCCUAAUCAGUGAUCAGGCCGCUCGAACCCCCGCAAUGGUGACUUUGCUUCGGCAGUGUGUGCUCUGGGGCUGCUUGUUGACAGCGGUCCAUCUAGGACAAUGCAUUACAUGCAGAGACAGACAGUACUUCUUCAACGGCGAGUGCUGCGAUUUGUGCCAGCCCGGAACGAGACUGGUGAACCACUGCACGUCUCUCACCAAGACCCAGUGCGUUCUGUGUAACUCAGGCGAAUAUAUGAACACAUGGAACAGAGAGUCUCGGUGUUUCCAGCACACACACUGUGAACCCAAUGAAGGGCUUCAGGUGAAGAAGGAGGGCACCUCAGAUACAGACACCGUUUGUGCCUGUAAGGAAGGUCUACACUGCACUAGCAAGGAGUGUAGGAGAUGUACUCUGCACAAAUCCUGUGGUCCCGGCUUUGGAGUUAAGCAGAUGGCCACAGGGACUGCUGAUACUGUGUGUGAACCCUGCCCAGCCGGCUUCUUCUCCAACGAGUCAUCCACUUUUGAAAAGUGUCGUCCUUGGACAAGCUGUGAGGCCAAAAAGAUGGCGGUACUACAGGAAGGGACGAAUCAGUCUGAUGCUGUCUGCGGUUUGCAGCCCCGGAUGCGAGCCCUACUGGUCAUUCCCAUUGUGAUGGUCAUCCUCCUCAUCCUCAUCUUCGUGGCAGUGUCUUUUUGUAUCAAAAAGGUGGUCAAGAAACCAGAGGAUAACAAGGCCUCACCCCCGGAUGAAUGGAAAGGUCCUGUGGAAAUAGACACUGCUCCAGUGCAGGAGACCCUGCAUGGGUGUCAGCCUGUCGCGCAAGAGGAUGGCAAGGAGAGCCGCAUCUCAGUGCAGGAGAGGCAGCUGACGGGCAGCAUGGACGUGAAGCACCUGGUCUGAGGCGAGGGCCUGGCUCAGAUGGCUGCUGACGUUUGAGAGGAUCGAAGACACAGGCCGCUGCAGUGAACUCUCCUGCCUGCCCCGCUGUCGUCAUCGCCGUCAUAUCCCUCAACUUGCUUCUAAAGAUGGAGGAAAAGCUCGGGCAUCAAGGGUCCACACAGUAAUAUCCACAGAGUGCAGCAGUGCAGGACCCAGAGGUGUAUGGUGGCAGCUUUCACUGUGAGGAGACAUGGACUCCAGAGUCUGGGUUUGUGGCUUGUGCUGUUGGAAGGCACCUGAUUGCCCAUCCGCAGGGGACUGGCUAAAUA